Molecule: messenger RNA, 817 nt
Organism: Erigeron canadensis
Lineage: Eukaryota; Viridiplantae; Streptophyta; Magnoliopsida; Asterales; Asteraceae
Product: transport protein particle 20 kDa subunit
Exons: 6
Coding region: 131-538 (135 amino acids)
Biological process (GO): endoplasmic reticulum to Golgi vesicle-mediated transport
Cellular component (GO): TRAPP complex; nucleus; cytoplasm
Source: RefSeq, a predicted model, not a curated record
CUAUAGCCGAUCUGUGGAGAUCUGCAAUCCAAGCCACGGUAUCUGUUUAUUGCUCAGCCUGGGAUCUCCGAUCACAGUAUAUAGUCAUAUAAUUUAUUAGUCUAGUAGUGCAUUUCUGUAGUGGAUCAGAAUGGCGAGUACUGCUUGUUUUAUGAUCAUUAGCAAAAACGACAUUCCUAUUUACGAAGCCGAAGUCGGAGCUGCUCCUAAAAGAGAAGAAGCUGCACAUCAGCAUCAGUUUAUCCUCCAUGCCGCUUUGGAUAUCGUCCAGGAUCUUGCCUGGACAACAAGUGCUAUGUUUUUGAAAGCAAUUGACAGGUUCAAUGAUAUGGUGGUGUCUGUAUACGUGACAGCUGGUCAUACACGAUUGAUGCUGCUUCAUGACUCUCGUAAUGAUGAUGGAAUCAAGAGCUUCUUUCAGGAGGUCCAUGAACUUUAUAUAAAGAUUCUUCUGAAUCCUCUCUACUUACCAGGAUCGCGUGUUACAUCUUCACAUUUUGAUACAAAAGUCCGAGCCCUUGCAAGAAGGUACCUUUGAGGGUAAAAUGGUACACCCAAUUUCAGUUCAUUUUAUUGUAACCACAACUCAUAUUAGCCUACAAUUUUAAAUCCUCUACAUGAUGCCAUGGCUACAUUACACCUCCUAAAGCUGUUUUUGAUGUUAUAGUGACUAAUGAUAUCGAUUGGGUUAUGUAGGAAUUAUAUGUGUUUGGGUUUUGGUGCCUUUUUUUUUUAAAAUUUUUUUUAUUUCAGCUAUAAAAUGUUGUAUCAUUUAUAUAAUGCUAAUGCGAUUAGUCCAUUACUGGAUUAUUAAACC